Lepus europaeus (European hare) is the source of this 1077-nucleotide messenger RNA. RefSeq names its product butyrophilin subfamily 1 member A1-like. Lineage: Eukaryota; Metazoa; Chordata; Mammalia; Lagomorpha; Leporidae. The transcript is spliced from 7 exons. The record is from RefSeq and is a predicted model, not a curated record. Gene Ontology annotation, molecular function: protein binding. Bases 1 to 1077 code for a protein of 358 amino acids.
AUGGGUAGAGUAAACGUGACCCUGGAUGCAGACACUGCCCAUCCUGCCCUCUUCCUGUCUGAACAGAGACGUGUAACAUGGCAAGAAGAGAAGAAAGAUCUCCCUGCCUCCCCACAGAGAUUCGAUUCCCUUCCCUGUGUGCUGGGUCAGCUGAGUAUCACCUCGGGGAGAUACUACUGGGAGGUAGAUAUUGGGGACACAGUUUCCUGUGAUCUGGGAAUCUGUAGAGACAAUGUAACAAGGAAUGGGAGAGUAACAAUAUCCCCACAAAAUGGUUUCUGGGCCAUCAGGAUUUAUGAGGGGGAUUUCUGGGCUCUCACUUCCCCGGAAACUCAUCUAACUAUGAGAGAGUCCCCACGUAGGGUGGGGAUAUUCCUGGAUUAUGAAGAUGGAGAUGUGUCGUUCUAUAACAUGACAGAUGGAUCCCAUAUUUACACCUUUACCCGGAUUUUGUUCCAAGAAGGACUUCAGGAAGACAUUGAUAGGAGGAAGGCUCAAUAUAAGUCUGACUGGAGGAAAGCAGCAUUAUACGCUGAUUGGAGGAAAGAAGAGUUCCAGGCAGUACACAUGACCAUGGAUGCAGACACUGCCCAUCCUGCCCUCUUCCUAUCUGAACAGAGACGUGUAACAUGGCAAGAAGAGAAGCAAGAUCUCCCUGCCUCCCCACAGAGAUUCGAUUCCCUUCCCUGUGUGCUGGGUCAGCUGAGUAUCACCUCCGGGAGAUACUUCUGGGAGGUAGAUAUUGGGGACACAGUUUCCUGUGAUCUAGGAAUCUGUAGGGACAAUGUAACAAGGAAGGGGAGAGUAACAAUAUCCCCACAAAAUGGUUUCUGGGCCAUCAGGAUUUAUGAGGGAGAGUACUGGGCUCUCACUUCCCCAGAAACUCAUCUCACUCUGAGAGAGUCCCCCAGUAGGGUAGGGAUAUUCCUGGAUUAUGAAGAUGGAGACGUGUCAUUCUAUAACAUGAAAGAUGGAUCCCAUAUUAUCAGCUUUACCCAGGAAACAUUCCAAGGUGUCUUAAGACCUCUUUUCAGGCUUUGGAACUCUGACUCAGGCACCUUGACCAUUGUCCACUGA